Molecule: messenger RNA, 297 nt
Organism: Phytophthora sojae
Lineage: Eukaryota; Oomycota; Peronosporomycetes; Peronosporales; Peronosporaceae
Exons: 1
Source: RefSeq, a predicted model, not a curated record
AUGGACGUCCUGCCGAGAGUGCAAGAGCUGAAAGAACCUGGUGCUGAUGGCCCAUUCGAGCACGUGGUCUAUCUCAACUCCGACACGAUUGACUUCGUCGAUGAAGUCGACGAGGCUACAGUCGAAGCCCAACUCGCCGAGGUGUACGCGUUGGAAGUGUACCGCGAAGAAAUCCGUCUUGCCGAGCAAAGUCGCCUGGACGAGGCGAUCGCGUUGAGUUUCUACGCCAAGGAGGAGCGCAAGUUGUUGGAUCCCACCGACACCAGCCUGGAAACGGACAGCGAGGCGGACGAGUCA